Molecule: messenger RNA, 1097 nt
Organism: Photinus pyralis (common eastern firefly)
Lineage: Eukaryota; Metazoa; Arthropoda; Insecta; Coleoptera; Lampyridae
Gene: Mob4
Product: MOB kinase activator-like 4
Exons: 4
Coding region: 14-739 (241 amino acids)
Cellular component (GO): cytoplasm
Source: RefSeq, a predicted model, not a curated record
CGUGUCGCCACCUAUGAACGUCUAUUUUAAUGUCAAGGUCACAAACGUCAAACGCGAUAGUUUGGUAAAGAUGAAGAUGGCUGACGGACCCGUUAUUUUAAGAAGAAAUAGACCGGGAACCAAAGCAAAAGACUUCUGUCGAUGGCCUGAUGAAGCUUUCGAGGAGAUGGACAGCACUUUGGCUGUCCAACAAUACAUUCAACAGUUAAUAAGAAGGGAUCCUGCCAAUAUUGAUCUUAUAUUGAAAAUGCCCGAUGCACAGGACGAAGGCGUAUGGAAAUAUGAACACUUAAGGCAGUUCUGCAUGGAGUUGAACGGAUUAGCCGUACGCUUACAGAAUGAGUGCCAUCCGGAGACGUGUAUACAAAUGACCGCCACCGAGCAGUGGAUAUUUCUAUGUGCUGCCCAUAAAACGCCUAAAGAGUGCCCCGCAAUUGACUACACGAGGCACACUCUCGACGGUGCAGCGUGCUUACUUAAUAGUAAUAAAUAUUUCCCUAGCAGAGUCAGUAUUAAAGAAUCUUCGGUCGCGAAAUUGGGUUCAGUGUGUAGGCGUGUUUACCGAAUUUUCUCACACGCCUACUUCCAUCACAGAAGCAUAUUCGACGAAUUCGAAAACGAAACAUAUCUCUGUAGGCGAUUCACUCAAUUUGUAACUAAGUAUAAUCUCAUGUCGAAAGACAAUCUUAUCGUUCCAAUUUGGGAGGAGGAGAACGCCCCCGGCGAAUCGGAGGCAUAAAGUUAUCGUAUAUAUAAUUUAUUUAAAGAGAACUAUGAUAUUUUUCACAUUUUUUUUUAAAGGAAAUUUUUGUGUGUCCUAGAAGUAUCGAUUCAAAUGACAAAUAAGGAUAAUGCAUGUUUAUUUCAGUCCGUUUUUAAUACGUAGGAAAAUGAGACCUGUAUAGUAAUAGUUAGGCGCAGGAUGUCAUUAAUAAGUUGCAAUAAAGUGUCGCAAAUUUUAGGAUUGAUUAAAGUAGAUUGCACGAGUGGAUUAAAAUAACAUUCCUAGGUUCUGUUUCAAUUGUAUUACUUUUAUUCUUAAUUGGUAUUUAUGAUGUACUGGCUGUUGCAGAAUGAAUAUAGGGGUCUUAAAGCGA